Notodromas monacha is the source of this 459-nucleotide messenger RNA. NCBI's taxonomy places the organism in Eukaryota, Metazoa, Arthropoda, Ostracoda, Podocopida, Cyprididae. The record is from the annotation of a GenBank genome assembly.
UGAAAGGUCGUUUCAAUUGUUGAUGGCAAGAGUUUGGGUCCAUACGAUUGCGGGGAAUUCUGGAUACACACACCUUUCCUAAUGAAGAAUUAUCGCAACCGCCCUGAUCUGACUUCAGCGGCAGUCACUCCAGACGGUUGGUAUAAAACAGGAGAUUAUGGCUACUAUGAUGAUCAAGAACGCUUUCACAUAAAGGACAGGGUCAAGGACUUGAUUUUGCUGCCGGAUGGAAAAACACUGGUGUCGCCUUCUACCAUUGAGAAUUUAGUGUUGCAACAUGAGGCUGUGUUUCAAGUCGGCGUGUCCGGAAUUCCUUCUACCUCUGGAACUGGAAAUGUUCCUCGUGCUUUUGUUAUUUUGAAGCAGCAUGUUCAAGACUUGGUACCGGACGAUAUUGUGAAAUUUGUUGAAGGUUAGUUGGAAGAUUUGAAUAUGUUUCGCGCUCUGAACUCCAGUCAU